CCGUAGUAUUUUUAGUUUGAAACGAGCUUAAUUCAUCUCCAUUCUCUUACAAUUAUUUAAGCGUAAACGCUUAUAGUGCGUAACUGCGCUUUGAACGGUGAAAUAAAUGUUUGCAUUAUGCUAAUGGGGUACAUAACUAAAAUAUUUGAAAUAUGAAUAUGGGGCAUAAAACCUGAGGGUAGUAUAUAUUACGUUUAAAGUAGAUGAAAACUUUAUCAUAACACAAGGAAAUCAGUGAUGCUACAUCCAUGUCCAUUUAUUUGGUGUAAGACAGGUACUAGUAUUUGACGAUUAAAAUAUGGCAUCAAGUCCUCCUCUUCCUACAACAGAUGAAGAGGAAGAGGACAAUGGUUUUGGAAAAAGCAACUUCCAAAGGGCAUACAUGAAAGGAGGAAUAACAACGUCUCCAAGAGGCACUUCUAAGGAGAAAGAUGGGUUUUUUAACCGCUUGAGUGGAAAGGCUUUAGAUUAUCAGAAAAAGAAAAAUGCUCAACUUGAAGAACAAGUCAGUACUUUGAAAACAGAAUUACAAAAUGAAAUGCAGAAACGACUGGACCAACAAAGGAACCUUCAUGCCAUCAUGUCUGAUUGUAAUAAUAUUCAACUUGGAAACGGAAAUAUGAUGACAAUUCUUCAAUACGACUCGGACAAUGAAGAUCCUAUUCCAUUGUUGAAACAACUGAUGAAGAUAACAAUGGAAGCGAAUGCUGAAAUCCUACAUAAGCUUACGGUAUCCGAAAACAAGCUGGCGAAAAACAGUAAAUAUCUGCAAAAGAUUCAUUCGGUCGUACUACAGUUAAGAGAAAGCGGAUUAUCUGGCUCCGAAUAUCAAAUGAUGGAACAACUUAAAGACAUGGUUGAAAUAUCAACAACAAACGAUGAGUUUUAUACAAUCGAGAAAGCCAUUGAGGGCCUGAAAGCAGAUGAAGAAAAGAAAAGUUUUAAAGAUCUCAACGCUGAUGCCAAACGAGGCAUAAGAAUCAUUGUAUAUAAGUUUGGAUCAAUGACCCGACAAGCAUUUGCAAAUGGACUAGGGCUACGGUUAGGAAAGCAGUGCAGGGUUGAGGAAGAGUUAGUUGAUGAACAUUCUUGUACAACGAUUAUUAUACAUUGGUUAAAAAUACACGGAAACAACAUUCCUAAAUUGAUAGGAAUCUUAAAAGGCAUUGAAAAUCAAUUCAUUCAAGAUUCCAUGCAGGACCUUAAAGAGCAGACAUUCGCAAAAUGCCUUGACACACCAGAGAAAGAUUCUGAGGUUGGCACCCCAAUUUCGCUUCGAAGAAAACGUCGAAUUGGUGACUCCGUACUAUCACUUAAAUCUAACAGGAGUGAUGUCAGUGAGACUUUGGAAUUGAUAGAGAAACAUGCCAGUGAAACGCUCCAGAAAACGGCAGAUUUUCCUCACAUCAAACCGGACAUAGAGGCACUGCUAUGUGCUAUGUACACGCUUCAAAUGGAUAACUCCAGAACACUACACUACAUGCCAUUGGCGAAAGAAUUGGUGCGUCUGGCAACAAAGUAAACGUUCUAGUCUCCGAUGAGAAAACGUCCGAGAGUUACAGAAAUAGUAGUGCGACCGAACAUGGAAAAAACAGUGAAGAUUGCAAGAGUGAGAAAUAUGUGUGACUCUUGACAAUCAUGAAUACUUUAAUAUAAAUUUAUUUAGGAUGAAUUACCAGCUGAGCAGAGCAAUAAAAACGCGUAUAUUUGUUUAGAUCUUGUACAUAACAUUUCAAUGCUAUCAUUCCAAUGGGUUUUGUUUUGAUUUGCUCAAGUGAAAGCUUAUUCUAAACGAUCAGUAUAUGUGUGUAGGAUAUUUAUGUUUGGUACAGAUAGUGGUUUAAUUUACGGUCAUUUAAUACUUUUUUACCGGCUAUAUUCAUUUUAUGUCCCUGUAUUUUAUGUCAUUUAUUAUGUACAUGCAUGUUUAUUCAUUAACAAUUUUAACAUUGCUAUAUCGUUAAACUGUAAAGUUAGUCUAAAAACAAUGACACCAAAUGAAACAGUAAAUAUAAAAAGGGACCUAAUAAAAGAAUCAGUUGUAUAGGUCACUAUUUUUCUUUUGUACUCAUAGACCUGUAAAUGGCCAGUAUAUUUCCUUUUAUCUGUUAUAUUCCAAAACGUGUUUGUAGAUAUAUUAUUAAUGUAUGCGUAUUGUUAACUUGCUUGUCUUCAAAUACGCUAUUUCAUUCCUUGUUUAUUAAUGUGUCAAAUAUUAAAAUAUGUUAAAACUUCA
Molecule: messenger RNA, 2236 nt
Organism: Mercenaria mercenaria
Lineage: Eukaryota; Metazoa; Mollusca; Bivalvia; Venerida; Veneridae
Exons: 6
Coding region: 299-1522 (407 amino acids)
Source: RefSeq, a predicted model, not a curated record